This is a messenger RNA of Synchiropus splendidus (mandarinfish), 2830 nucleotides long. RefSeq names its product BarH-like homeobox 1b (gene barhl1b). The coding region runs from base 410 to 1381 and encodes 323 amino acids. Lineage: Eukaryota; Metazoa; Chordata; Actinopteri; Syngnathiformes; Callionymidae. The transcript has 3 exons. Gene Ontology annotation, molecular function: RNA polymerase II transcription regulatory region sequence-specific DNA binding; DNA-binding transcription factor activity, RNA polymerase II-specific. Gene Ontology annotation, cellular component: nucleus. Gene Ontology annotation, biological process: regulation of transcription by RNA polymerase II. The record is from RefSeq and is a predicted model, not a curated record.
UUCACACUUGCUGGAUCCCUCCCACUCGACGAUCACGCACACUCCUUUUUGACUAUUUAACCCAGUUUAGCUCUUCAUCCUCGCUCUUCCUCUCCGCCUCCUCCUGCGCCAUCACGGACUCUUGUGAGGGAGAACCACGCGGACUUCCACGUAAUGCUCCCUCAGAGCUGUCCGCGGUGCUGAACACACGCCGGUUCUUGUUUGGUUUUAUUCUCGAACCAAGCGGGAGGGUUUCAACCAUCGAAGGCUGACCGGGAUUUGGGAAGCGGCGCUUUGACUCGGAUCGUUUGGAGAGUUCAGCUCCGAGAGAACCGGAUGACAUCCCUUCAUUCCUAACUCGAAGAAAAACUUUACUCCAGAACUUGCCAUCAACCAGAUGUUAGUUUGAGAGGAGGCCUCGACACAGAUCAUGGAGGCGUCCGCCAACGGUUCCAGUUUUGGGAUCGACUCGCUGCUGUCCCACCGGCCGGGCAGUCCGCUGUCCAAAGGGGACAGCCUUGUCGGGGAGUGCCGGUCGCCGCUGGAGUUCAGCCCGAGAUCCGACGCCGAAAGCGGGUGCUCCUCACCGCCGUCCCCGCGUCGAGAGUGUGUGGUGGUGGACGAGGUGGUGCAGCGACAGGCGGGUCAUGGUCUACCCCCGCACCUGCAGCAGAUCUCCGCAGGCUCCCAGCAGAGGACCGUCACCUCCUCCUUCCUCAUUCGAGACAUUCUGGCGGACUGUAAACCUCUGGCCGCCUGCGCCCCCUACUCCAGCAACGGGCAGCCCACGCAGGAGGCGGGCCGGCUGGCGGCCAAGAUCGCCGAGGACUUUAUGGACAAGAUCCACAGCAACUCCUCAUCAGACAGCGAGUACAAAGUCAAAGAAGAGGGCGACCGGGAGAUCUCCAGCAGCAGGGACAGUCCGCAGGUGCGGCUGAAGAAGCCCAGGAAGGCCCGCACGGCCUUCACCGACCACCAGCUGGCUCAGCUGGAGCGGAGCUUCGAGAGACAGAAGUACCUCAGUGUGCAGGACCGGAUGGAGCUGGCGGCCUCCCUCAACCUGACCGACACUCAGGUCAAGACCUGGUACCAGAACCGCAGGACCAAGUGGAAGAGGCAGACCGCGGUGGGACUUGAACUGUUGGCGGAAGCAGGGAACUACUCGGCGCUGCAGAGGAUGUUCCCCUCCCCGUACUUCUACCCGCAGAGUCUGGUGUCGAAUCUGGACCCGGGGGCGGCCCUCUACUUGUACCGGGGACCCUCGGCACCACCGCCGGCCCUACAGAGACCCCUGGUGCCACGGAUCCUCCUGCAUGGUCUACAGGGAGGCAGUGAGCCCCCUCCUCCGCCUCCUUUGCCCCCCAUGUCCGGCGUGUUGCCCCGGCCGACCCAGCAGCGGUGAGCGGACCUCAUGCUGGGAGAGAAAAGACUCUAAAAGGACAAAUUAAAGAACAUUUAAGGACGUUGCGAGUGACACAAACUGUAUUUAUUAUUAAUUUAUUUGUCAAAAAACGCGUCGGAGAAUUUAAGUUAUGUAUUUAUUUCAACCCAGGUGCAGUAUUUUCCUUUCUUUUUAUUUUAUUUUUUUUUUUAAAUAAUUUUGGUUCGAUCGUCACCCACAACUCAAUGCCAAGACCUCUUUUUUUGUAUAUAAAGACUUUCACGCAACAGAAAUAAAUUCUGGAUAUAUUUAAUUAUUAGUGAGCGACCGAUGUGUAAAUGAACAUUCCACGUGUUGAAAUAUUAAAGACCAUCCAAAGGGAUUUUUUUUUCGUUUUACAUUAAGAGAAGAUCAACUGUAAAUAAGAAUAUUUUGCAUUUUAUUCAGAAAAUACGUUUAAGGAAAUCAAACGACCGUUUUACUUUGGGAGCUUAUUUUAUUGUUUUCUAUUGUUAUUUUUUUUUCACGCCAGAGUUAUCCAGAUUGACAUUUUCAGACUAGCAGAUAAUCCAAACGACAUAAUGCCCCACAGAUUUAGUGUCAAUAAUCCUUUUCUUCAAGUAAAAGGGUCAGACUUUUUUUUAGCAAUUUCCUCAACGUAAAUUUCAGAGAACGACUUUAUGGGAAGCGAACUCACAACCUGCUGAUGUUCUGUGCACUUCAUUGUUCUAUUUUUGGUCAACAUGUAUACUGCAGAUAUCCAACUUGUGGAGUGGUACUCGUAUAUUUCCUGGAUUCUUUUUUUUCGUUUUCCCUUUUCAGACGUAUUUUUUUCCCCUCAACUCUUUCUCCUCUGGUCUUUUUUAGAGGCAGAAAUUCAGAACAUGUUGGCUAGCUAAAAGUGGGAUUUGAUGUAAAAGAGAAAUACUUUUAUAAAUGUGGAAAUAAAAGUCUUUCAGUACAUGUGUGUGAUUUGGAUUGGACUUCAAAAAUGGAAACGUCAAAAUAGAGAUAAUUUAGGUGUAGACUAAGGUUAAUCAAAUCUAAUGAGUGACUCUUACUACCGGAGUCAAUGAUGAAAAUUUAUAUCAUUUUUGACGACAUUUAAUUUGACCUAAUAUGUCAAAUAUGGAUGAAUUAAGCCAUCUUUUUGUGAACGGGUUGACAAGCACCAUCUUGCGUUUCAACAGUACAUGGCUACUGACUUUUAUCUUUUCAAAUCCAAACAAACAAACGUGUUCACGUGAACCACACUCACAAUAAAUAAUUGAUGAAUAAAACUCAAUGUUUCCUCAUAUUUAACUGACAGCGAAUACUACUAUUACUAGUGAUAAUAAUAAUAAUAAUAAUAAUAAUAAUAAUAAUAAUAAUAAUAAUAAUAAUAAUAAUAAUUCCCCCAUGUUAUAUAAUUCAGGUCAUUUUGUUUGCGUGUUUGGACUGGAUUAUUCUAACGGUUUCCUUCAUAUUUAU